GGUUACAGCAAAGGCACUGCUCACUAAGAUCUUACAGCUGUGUUUCAGUGAGUGUGAGCCUAAAGUACUUUGAACAACGACUGCAGUAUGUUACACGCCUAAAUUAUACAUAAUUUAUAAAUAAAAUAAGUAGAGAAAGAAUUCCGGACAGGAAUGGAAGGCGGACAAUCACCCUUACUUGGGAACAUUACUUCAUUGGGUGGAAUACAGUAACUUUGUCCCGGCUACACCGGUAGUCGAAUGCACCCACGUCGGGGCCUCGGGAGGAGAGGGGUUGUGGCAGAGAGAUCAGCUUGCACUAAAUCCGGACAAAAUAGACGAAUCACAAGGAAAACUAUCUACUGCUUGGAACUACGACUAAUUUAAAAGCAAGAUGUGUGCGGAGACUACAAGCAGCGGAUCUCUCUCUGCUCGCGUGGUUAUGGGUUCGUAAACACAACCGAAAGUUGCAGUAUUUCGGUGAGUAAACGCUCGUAUUUGCCGUGCUGCGUUACAACCAGGCAGCACAACCACGGCCACACCCUCUUCUGCUUCCUGAUACAGAAGAUGUAGCGGGAACACAUAACCGACUCCCAAUCAAGAAUCACGACCACUUCUCUCCAAAGGAGUUUCAAAGUCAACAUCGGAGGUAAAAGUUGUGAGUUGUACUUCAAAAACGGAAGCUUUUCGACCGGAAUACGACUGAUAUGGAUACCAAAACCGAAACCCGACGCCACGAACGCCGGACUAGAUCAUGCCUAGUUUUUAACUAAAGAGUGCUUAUGGACAGUAGAAAUGUACAUAGACUUGUACCUGGAGGAGGAACUAUUUUAUAUUCCGGGACCGUGCAUGAAAAAGAAACGAUUGAAAGCCGUGAAAGGUUCGCCGCAAUUGGCCUGUUGCUCUUGCACUGGAGGCUUUUAUUUUGGAAGAUUAAUGGAAUGAUGGUGCAGGAAAAGCACUGCGAUCCUGGUGAGGUCAAUCGGAACUGCUCUGGUGGUGGUCGUGUUGUAAGAGGCAUGAAACUGCCUCACUGUCACUUUAGGGUGGUCAAACGGAUUUUGAACAGAUCAACCUAUAAUACAGUGCACAGAAGCCCGGCUGCUUUCAUGCUAGCGGGUAUUUUAAAUUCAGAUUUGCUCGACACAAAGUAAACGAAAGGACACUUGGCUGAUUAACUCAAAGGUUGUACCUAACACAAACAGACUUUACUAAUACUGUUUAUUUUCGUAGCUGCAUAGUAUACAAAUAUUUUUUAUAAUUGUUGUGUUCAGUCUGCACUUCGCCUACACAGAGGCAACCCGGUGGCACUGCAGUUUUUUUGAUUUUACAUUUUGUGUUAUUGUUUUGACCGAUAUAUAGCAAUUUAUAUCUUAUUAAUGCAACAAAUACAACCUGUGAAUUAUUUUAAACAGCUGUGGGCUAAAUUGGCAUACCUUAGGUGAAACAGUAAGGGCAUUUAACCAGGUUAAUAUAAGUAAAGAUAAAGCACAGAAAAAAUCCUGAGUUACAACGAAGGGAAGUUCAGAUGCAGCUGCUGGGUUAUUGAUAAUCCAUUUACAUGUUCAGUGAAAGGCAUACCAAUGCUAUUUGGUCUUCUAGGUGAAACAUAAUGAACAUCACUUAAAUCUGUGGCUGUCAUACUCAGUUUAGAAACUAAAACCUGUUGAAAACUAAAAGCUUUAUUUGGAUUCUUAAAAAAAAUAAUUCUGUAUCACCAUUCCCACUCCCUUGCUGUUUACAAAUUGAAAUCUUAUUUGAAAAAUACUGCAUUGCAGUUAUCCAUUCUGCAUCAGUUUUAGUAAAUGUUUACUUUUAUUAUUUCAAUGUCCUGUGCUUUUUCAGUUUUGGAUUUAACGGUGGAUAAACUUAAAUGCAUACUUUCUGAAGGACAAUAAGGAAGUCUUUGGCCAGUUUCAACUCUGUGUUUGUUUUUAAGUACAUGAGGAUUUUGGCACAAAAAUGUCUUAAGUAACAAUCCCUUACAAGGGAGUGUGUGGUUUAAUCCUUUUUGUGGAAAAAACAAAGCACCACAAAAAAAAAAAAAAAAAAAUCAGCUUGACCACCCUACUAUGGCUAGUAGUGGCUCGGGGAAGUCAGCUAGUGAGGGAUCUACCAGUGUUCCGAGCGGCAGCUUACAGCAGAGGAAAAAGCUCUCGUCCGUCUGUGACUCAUGCAAGGCCAAGAUGCAGCUGGUUGCCGACCUGCUGCUGCUGUCCAGCGAAACCAGGCCGGUCGCUGGUGCUGAAGGUCCGCCGGUGGCAGAGACGUUCGAGGCGUGCCGGGACACGGUCAUCGCCAGGACCAAGGAGCUGUCAAUCCUGACGCACGACAUCCAGAGCCAGCUCAACAUGGGCAAGUUCACCGAGGUCGGGGACCGGCUCCUGGAAAUGGGCGACCUGGUGAUCUCGCUGACCGAGUGCUCGGCGCACGCUGCUUACCUGGCUGCCGUGGAGACGCCGGGCUCCCAGCCCUCCCUUCCGGGCCUGGUGGACCGCUACAAGGUGACCCGCUGCAGGCACGAGGUGGACCAGAGCUGCGGCGCGCUCAGGGUCACGGCCCUGGCGGACCUGACCCCCCAGCUGCUCCUGGAGGUGUCCCAGAACAUCUCCAGGAACCUGAAGACCCUGACGGACGCCUCUGUUCUGGCCAGCGAGAAGUCCAAGGACAAGUUUGCCAAGGAGCAGUUCAAGCUGGGCGUUAAGUGCAUGAGCACGAGUGCCACUGCUCUUCUGGCUUGCGUGAAGGAGCUGAAGACCUCUCCCAGCGAACUGACCCGGAACAGGUGCGUCCUCUUCAGUGGGCCCCUGGUGCAGUCGGUGCACGCUUUGGUGGGCUUCGCCACUGAGCCUCAGUUUUUGGGCAAAGCGGCCGCCAUCAGCCCCGAGGGGAAGGCAGUGCAGACGGCCAUUCUGGGCGGGGCGAUGAGCGUGGUCUCUGCCUGCGUUCUCCUGACCCAAGGCCUCAGGGACAUUUCCCAUCAACCCGAAAACAGCACCAAGAUGCCGGACUACCGGGAGCGCUUACGGAAUUCGGCCUGUGCGGUCUCGGACGGAUGCUACUUGCUCUCUCAGGCACUAAGGGAAAGAUCUUCACCCAGGACUUUACCGCCAUUCAACUCUCAUUCUGUGAAUUAAACCCUUUUUAAAAUAAUGAAUCUCCCAGAAAGUUUUUUGUACCAAAGAAACUGAUUAAACUGACCCUUUACAGUAGUAAAGCGAGUGCAAAGAGCAGCGGCGGAGAGUAGUCGGUGACGUGGGUUGGUUUGCGCUUUUUACCGAAAUCAGACGCAACGGGUCUUCUCACGCUGGAUGUGAUUGAAGCCUGACUAAAACAGCCAAACUUAGCAACUCAGUCCUAAUCAGCAUUCACUGUUAGCCCCCCCUCCCCUCUUUGCAAGGAAGUAACAAAUUAAACCAGAAAAGUUUACCUCAGUUUUCAGCCAUUUGAAAACAACUGAUGGAUGUAGCCUCACGCGUGUGACAUUUGAGCUGGUGAUCUAUAGAAGUAAAUGAGCUGUGUAAAAGUGGGAAGCGUGGCAGUGUUUGUUUUCCAUGUGUGAAUUUUAAUGGGUAAAAGCUGCUGUGAGUGUGUGCUAUAGAUUUUACACUAUUUACCAGACUUACUAGUCCUUUCAAUGUGUUUUGAUCAUGCAUGUACUGGAGUAUUUAUUUCAACUAUUAAAAUGAUGUUUCUCAUA
Messenger RNA from Anguilla rostrata (American eel), 3679 nucleotides. It is a transcript of the gene tlnrd1, whose product is annotated as talin rod domain containing 1. Gene Ontology annotation, molecular function: actin binding. The coding region runs from base 2052 to 3116 and encodes 354 amino acids. NCBI's taxonomy places the organism in Eukaryota, Metazoa, Chordata, Actinopteri, Anguilliformes, Anguillidae. The transcript has a single exon. The record is from RefSeq and is a predicted model, not a curated record.